AUGUCGACAAUUAACAUGCACCCACCGCAAACGUAUUCGCGCCUGUUCCGUCCGUGGGAUACGCAACGCCAAACGCCAGCGCCGCCCGCCCGGACCGUGAAACGUGAACGUGAACAUGAACCCGAAACAGUGACCAUCAAAACGGAGCUGCCCAGCAGCAGCAGCAACAGCAGCAGAUGCUGCUAUGGCCAGGAUAGCGAUCGCGAGUCCUCCUCAUCCGCGUCGAGCUCGAGCAGCAGCAGCACCAGCAGCAAGUCCAGCUACGAGGAUGCCCUCAACAGCAGCUACACGCGCACCUCGACUCCCCUGCUGGAUGCCACGCCGCAGCCAGCGUUUCCAGGUGCCUCCGCGGUGGCGCCACAGCAGUUGUCGCCGCAGCCAGCGCCAUUUAUGCCAGCCAGCGAGCUGUACUAUGCCGCAGCAGCAGCAGCUGCCGCCGCUGCCAAUACACCGACCGCGGCUGCCUUUGGCAUGGAUCCAUUUACACUGGGCCUGAUGGAGCAGGAGUACGCUCGGGUCAUGGCCGAGGAUGCGCAGCUGAAAGCGCUGAAUGCACGCAAACAACGGCCCAAGAAAUUCAAAUGCCCGCACUGUGAUGUCGCCUUCUCCAACAAUGGCCAGCUCAAGGGACACAUUCGCAUACACACCGGCGAGCGACCCUUUAAGUGCGACGUGGAAACCUGCGGCAAGACCUUCACACGUAACGAGGAGCUGACCCGGCACAAGCGCAUCCACUCCGGACUGCGGCCGUAUCCGUGCAGCGCCUGCGGCAAGAAGUUCGGUCGUCGCGAUCAUCUCAAGAAGCACAUGAAGACGCAUAUGCCGCAGGAGCGCCAGCUGGGACCGGCCAUCUUUAUGCCCAUGUAUCCCUACCUGUAUGGCUACUAA
Molecule: messenger RNA, 888 nt
Organism: Drosophila novamexicana
Lineage: Eukaryota; Metazoa; Arthropoda; Insecta; Diptera; Drosophilidae
Gene: hkb
Product: transcription factor Sp5
Exons: 2
Coding region: 1-888 (295 amino acids)
Biological process (GO): regulation of transcription by RNA polymerase II
Molecular function (GO): RNA polymerase II cis-regulatory region sequence-specific DNA binding; DNA-binding transcription factor activity, RNA polymerase II-specific
Source: RefSeq, a predicted model, not a curated record